AUCCCUCCGCCGCCCGCCCCGCUCGGUGUGCGCGCGCGCGCCCGCCCCGCUCGCGCGGCCCUUUUCUCCCUCCGCCGCCCGCAGCAGCAGGAGCCGCCGCCCGCCGCCCCCCACCCCGCCAGGCCUCUGCGCGGGACCCCUCCCUCCGCCGCCUCCGCGGGGCAGGCCCCGUCGUUCUUCCCUUCCCCUCCCUCCCCUCCUCCGGCCCCGGCCCGCCCCGCUUUCCCCCCCCCUCCCCUCCCCUCUCCGCCGGCGCCGGAGCCGCCACGCCGCCGCCAUGGAGCUCAUCACCAUCCUGGAGAAGACGGUCUCACCGGACCGCUCCGAGCUUGAAGCGGCGCAGAAGUUCCUGGAGCAGGCGGCCAUCGAGAACCUGCCGACCUUCCUGGUGGAACUGUCCAGAGUGCUGGCAAACCCCGGCAACAGCCAAGUUGCCCGUGUGGCGGCCGGCUUGCAGAUCAAGAACUCCCUGACGUCCAAGGACCCCGACAUCAAGGCUCAGUACCAACAGAGAUGGCUCGCGAUCGACGCCAACGCCCGCAGGGAAGUCAAGAACUACGUUUUGCAGACGUUGGGGACAGAAACAUACAGGCCCAGCUCAGCCUCUCAGUGCGUGGCCGGCAUCGCAUGCGCGGAGAUCCCCAUGAACCAGUGGCCCGAACUCAUUCCCCAGUUGGUAGCGAACGUUACGAAUCAGCACAGUACGGAGCACAUGAAAGAAUCGACGUUGGAGGCCAUUGGGUACAUCUGUCAGGAUAUCGAUCCAGAGCAGCUUCAGGACAAAUCCAAUGAGAUCCUGACAGCCAUCAUCCAGGGAAUGAGAAAGGAAGAGCCCAGCAACAAUGUGAAGCUAGCAGCUACUAAUGCACUCCUGAACUCUUUGGAAUUCACCAAAGCAAACUUUGACAAAGAGUCUGAAAGGCACUUUAUUAUGCAAGUAGUCUGUGAAGCAACGCAGUGUCCAGACACAAGGGUACGAGUGGCUGCCUUACAGAAUUUGGUGAAGAUAAUGUCCCUUUAUUAUCAGUAUAUGGAGACAUAUAUGGGCCCUGCGCUUUUUGCUAUAACUAUUGAAGCAAUGAAAAGUGACAUAGACGAGGUGGCUCUACAGGGGAUAGAGUUCUGGUCAAACGUCUGCGACGAGGAGAUGGACCUGGCUAUAGAGGCGUCUGAGGCAGCAGAGCAAGGAAGGCCUCCAGAGCACACUAGCAAAUUUUAUGCGAAGGGAGCACUACAGUAUUUGGUCCCGAUUCUAACACAAACGUUAACAAAACAGGAUGAAAAUGAUGACGACGACGACUGGAACCCCUGCAAAGCAGCAGGAGUCUGCCUCAUGCUCCUGGCGACCUGCUGUGAAGAUGACAUUGUUCCUCAUGUGCUGCCCUUUAUUAAAGAACAUAUUAAAAAUCCAGAUUGGCGAUACAGAGAUGCAGCUGUGAUGGCUUUUGGGUGCAUUUUGGAAGGACCAGAGCCUAACCAGCUCAAACCACUAGUCAUACAGGCAAUGCCAACUUUAAUAGAACUAAUGAAGGACCCCAGUGUUGUGGUUCGAGACACGACUGCUUGGACCGUGGGCAGGAUCUGUGAGAUGCUUCCCGAAGCUGCCAUCAAUGACGUUUACCUCGCUCCACUGCUGCAGUGUCUGAUGGAGGGCCUGAGCGCUGAGCCCAGAGUGGCCUCCAACGUGUGCUGGGCCUUCUCUAGUCUUGCUGAAGCUGCCUAUGAAGCUGCAGAUGUAGCUGAUGAUCAGGAAGAACCAGCAACCUACUGCUUAUCCUCUUCGUUUGAGCUAAUAGUUCAGAAACUUCUGGAGACUGCAGAUAGGCCUGAUGGACACCAGAACAACUUGAGGAGUUCUGCAUAUGAAUCUCUGAUGGAAAUAGUGAAAAACAGCGCCAAGGACUGUUACCCUGCUGUGCAGAAGACAACUCUGGUCAUCAUGGAACGACUUCAGCAAGUGCUGCAGAUGGAGUCUCAUAUCCAGAGCACUUCUGAUAGAAUCCAGUUCAAUGAUCUUCAGUCUCUUCUCUGUGCUACUCUACAGAACGUCCUCCGGAAGGUCCAGCACCAGGAUGCUUUGCAGAUCUCCGACGUGGUGAUGGCAUCCCUGCUGAGAAUGUUCCAGAGCACGGCGGGCUCGGGGGGCGUGCAGGAGGAUGCCUUGAUGGCAGUCAGCACCCUGGUAGAAGUCUUAGGUGGAGAGUUUCUGAAGUACAUGGAUGCCUUCAAACCGUUCCUUGGCAUUGGACUGAAGAACUAUGCUGAGUACCAGGUUUGUCUGGCUGCAGUGGGCCUGGUUGGUGACUUAUGCAGAGCCCUGCAAUCCAACAUCUUGCCUUUUUGUGAUGAGGUUAUGCAGCUGCUCUUGGAGAACUUGGGGAAUGAAAACGUCCAUAGGUCUGUGAAGCCGCAGAUUCUCUCGGUGUUUGGCGAUAUUGCCCUUGCCAUUGGAGGAGAAUUUAAGAAGUACCUAGAUGUCGUACUGAACACCCUCCAGCAGGCUUCCCAGGCGCAGGUCGAUAAGUCUGACUAUGACAUGGUGGAUUACCUGAAUGAGUUGAGGGAGGGCUGCCUGGAAGCUUACACUGGCAUCAUCCAAGGACUGAAGGGAGACCAAGAGAACGUGCACCCUGAUGUGAUGCUGGUGCAGCCCAGAGUAGAAUUUAUUCUGUCUUACAUUGACCACAUUGCUGGAGAUGAGGAUCACACUGAUGGAGUAGUGGCAUGUGCUGCUGGACUGAUAGGGGAUUUGUGUACAGCAUUUGGAAAAGAUGUACUGAAAUUAGUAGAAGCUAGACCCAUGAUACAUGAACUGCUAACUGAAGGAAGAAGAUCCAAGACGAACAAAACAAAAACCCUCGCUACCUGGGCGACUAAAGAACUGAGAAAACUGAAGAAUCAAGCUUGAUCUGUUACCAUUGGGAUGACACCUGAGACCCCCACUGGAAAUCUCCAAUCUUUUGAAAAAACCCGGAAGUGAGGAGUGUGCACGGAUGCUGAAUGUUUGGGAAUGAGAGGAUGAGUGAGUGAGGCUUGAAACACACCACAUUGAAAAUCCCGCCACGGCAACAGCAGCAGCGCCGUUAGCGAGCUGAGCACUGACUUGCGUAGAAAACCUGGCAUCGGCCAUCUUCGGGAAGAGGGAACGACCGAUUUCUGUCCACGUAACGAGCAAGUCUCUUCUUCCGACAGACCAGGACUGGCUUCUCUGUCGUGGCCGGCGCAGAAGGGGAACGGCCGGUUCGGAGGAGAGGAAACUGGGUUCAACUGUGGUGCUCUUUGUCUGAGGUCUGGCUUUGGCUGCUGGAGAGAGAUGGAGCCUGGGUCUCCAGCCGCCCGCUGUAACCUUUGCCGCACGAUGCUGUCGGUGCCUGGGAUAAAAGGAAGGGGUGAAGGAUUUUCAGUCUAGGAGUGAGUGUGUGUGAAUGAGGCGGUAUCCACAUUCUCAACUUCAAGUCAUUGCAGUUUAUCUUUUUCCCAAAAAUAAAAGGGUUAGCUGUUGCAUUUCAUAAACUAACCGAAGUUCAGUCUACUGAUGCAGCAUAAGAGAUGUAAAAAAGAGGAAAAAAAAAAAAAAAAAAAGAAAAAAAAAAAAGGAAAGUCGCUCUUUAGGGCUUCUUAUUUUAGGGAAACACUGACGAAUGUUCAGAGCUCCCGUUCCGAGUGACGCUUUUCAUGAUCUCGUUUCAUCGAAGCGCCUUUCCUUCCUUAAUAUUGUUCAACUGUGAAUGUAGAAAUGGAAAAACAAAACUCUCGCGUUAGAGGGAAUAGAAAUAAAUUGUCGAACAUGAUUUCAGGCUUAAAAAAAAAACAAACCAACAAACCAAACACAAUAAAUAACAAACGUUAAAGUGCUCCGAAUUGGCAGUGAGAACGCAAAGGGAAAGAUCUCUCCUGACUUGUACUGUAGCAGCCCGAACACCCACAAAAAAUUGUGCCAAAGAGUUGAAAAACAAAAGAAAACUUCAGGUAAUAUUUUGGAUUGCAAAAUGAGGAUAAAUUCAAUGUUCAAACAAAAAAAAAAAUCUGAUAAAAUGCCAUUUGGAAACUGCUUGGCCUUUUGUGCUCUUUAUUUGAUCAGAUUUAAUGUGGUUAUUGGUCUCUUGCUGCACUUCAAAAACAAAAAAAAGGAAAAAAGAAAUUUAUAUAAAAUAUAUAUAUACUGACUUGAGCUUACACAAGACGGCACUUGUAAAAGGUUAUAUUUUUCCACUGCAGUUGAAGAUUAAUAAAAUGGUGUCAAACAUUCCCCAAUA
Molecule: messenger RNA, 4256 nt
Organism: Phalacrocorax carbo (great cormorant)
Lineage: Eukaryota; Metazoa; Chordata; Aves; Suliformes; Phalacrocoracidae
Source: RefSeq, a predicted model, not a curated record